CCCAAAAGCUCGUCUCCUCUGCCUUCCGCCAGUCUUGCGCCUUCCGUUCUCUCACCCUUCGCCGGCCUCCUCACUUCCGGUGGUCUCUGCGUUAUGAUGACGCAACUCAUCGGCCUGAGAUGGUAAAACUGAAGGAAAGCAAAAAAUUACGCUUGCCUUUUCCCCGCCGUGAUCUAGGAGGUUGAUGCCUUGCAAUUGCAUCGACGAAAAUGUCGAUCAAGGCUUUCGUGCAUCUCAAUAGGCGCAUCUAUCUCGUAGUCUCUCCCGUGUUUACAUUAACGAGAACCACAUCCGCCACCGUCAUCUCCUCCAGAAUUCCAGCGUCUUUCGCAGUGGAGGCUGUGCCGACGGCGCCUUAUACUACUGGAGUAGAAGGGCGUGUAGACUAUGACGGCGAUCGCAGCAACGAAAGUCGGUACCGGCAAGUAGCGGAGUCGGCGAAAAGGGUGUGCGAGAUAAUCAUUGCACGUCCAAGGUGGGAAAGCUCGCUUCUUUCCCAUUUCUCUCCCUCGGUGCUGUUCCACCCCACCUGCGUCUGCCAAGUCCUCCGGUUACUUUCCUCUAAAAAUCUCAUGCUCUCUCUUCGUUACCUUCUUUGGCUCUCCUCCCACCCUGAUGCUCCACCCGCUGACCCUGAGACCUCAGCCUCUCUCCUCUAUGCCCUUGCCGACAUGAGGGCGUGGAAGGCUGCGCUGCUCGCCAUUCGCACGAUGAAAUGCCAACCUGAUACACGUGCACUUGAAUCCUUCCUUCUCCGUCUCAUUGUCAAUGAACGUUGCGCAAGGGAUGUGAUGGUGGAGGCAAUUGCCCUUGUCAGCACCCAUCUUACACAUUAUUCUGUGCCCCUCUCCAUUUGGAACUCUUCCCUGUCUUCUUCCCUCCGGUCAAAGAGGACUGACCUUGUGUGGCGUUUAUAUGAGUUGAUGAUGCAGGCUGGAGUUUCAGGUGAUGCUUCCACUGCUGGCUACUUAAUCCAGGCUUUCUGCAUAGAGAAUAAGCUGGAUGAUGCCUACAGACUCCUACGGGAGGUAUCUAUGAAAGGUCUAAUACCUGAUGCGAUCUCAAUCACCAAAUUGAUCGCUGAGUUCAGCAAAGAUGGUAACUUUGGCAAGGUUUCCGAGCUCCUUCACCUGAUGAUAGCAGGUGGCUGCAUGCCUGACAUCUUUACUUAUCAGUCGAUUAUUCAGGGAUUGUGUGAGAAUGGGAAGGUGCAUGAUGGUUUCCGCAUUUUUAAUAAUCUCAAGUUGAGGGGAUAUGAUCCUGACCUGGUUACCUACACAACAAUGAUUGAUGGUUUAUGCAAGACGGGUAAGAUGGUUGUUGCAUGGAACCUGUGGUUAGAAAUGAUAGGGAAGGGACUCAAGCCAAAUGCUUAUGCAUAUAAUGUCAUCAUUAAUGGGUAUUGCAAAGCAAGAGAUCUCAGUAGGGCUCAGAAUUUGUAUCAUGAGAUGGGCUCAGCUGGGUUAAGUGAAAGCAUAAUGAGCUGUAAUACCAUGAUUGCCGGAUUGUGCAUGGAGGGGAGGAUGGAAGAAGCACUUAACAUGUCUGAGGAAAUGCCAAAUAAAGGAAUUGAACCUGAUGUCAUUACCUAUAACACACUGAUUCAAGGUUUCUGCAAUGAGGGGAAUACGACAGAAGCCAAGAAACUAUACAGGAAACUGUUUUCAAUGGGUCUGAAGCCCUCUGUUUCCACAUACACACCGUUGAUAUGGACUCUUUGCAACGAAGGCAAUGUGCUUGAUGCAGUGGAGCUGAUCAAAUGCAUGAAAGAAGAGAAUUUGGAGCCUUUAGUUUGCACAAAUGAUUUUGUCGUUGAUGGGUUCUGCAAGGUUGGCAAGGUUGAAGAAGCCAUGGCUUGGUUGGUAAAUAUGUUGGAGAAUAACCUCAAACCAAAGAAAGGGACAAUUAACAAACUUUUGGUGUGCCUUAGUAAGAAUCAUAUAGUGGAUGAUCCACUGUUGGUACUGAAUAAUUUGUUUAAAUUAGGUUACACUCUCGAUAUGUCUGUAUGCUAUUUACUGGUUGAUCGACUAUGCCGAGAUACACAGACACAAUCAACAUUGCAGCUUGAGGAAAUAUUGUUGAACAAAUAGAUAAUGAAUUUGGGAUGUUGCUGCCCCUAUCGAGGAUGAUGACGAUUCUCUAGAAUAGAUUUUUUCUCUAGGCCAUUGGGGUUGACAGAGUUACAGGUGGCAGAUUGCUAUUGUUUUUGGUGAAUAUGUGUUCGUUCAUUUAUAUCCAACGGCUAUUCAGGUUGAAACUUGUUGACAUAACAAGGUAGAUCGAUUGAACAACAAUAUGAUUAACACUGAUGCAAGGAGUCUACUGCCACACUUCUUUUGUAUGUCGCAAG
This is a messenger RNA of Zingiber officinale, 2353 nucleotides long. RefSeq names its product pentatricopeptide repeat-containing protein At5g18950-like. Lineage: Eukaryota; Viridiplantae; Streptophyta; Magnoliopsida; Zingiberales; Zingiberaceae. The record is from RefSeq and is a predicted model, not a curated record. Gene Ontology annotation, molecular function: protein binding. Bases 210 to 2093 code for a protein of 627 amino acids. The transcript has 2 exons.